Bombyx mori (domestic silkworm) is the source of this 2439-nucleotide messenger RNA. RefSeq names its product G-protein coupled receptor moody. Gene Ontology annotation, molecular function: G protein-coupled receptor activity. Gene Ontology annotation, biological process: G protein-coupled receptor signaling pathway. The transcript has 5 exons. NCBI's taxonomy places the organism in Eukaryota, Metazoa, Arthropoda, Insecta, Lepidoptera, Bombycidae. The record is from RefSeq and is a predicted model, not a curated record. Bases 669 to 2006 code for a protein of 445 amino acids. Gene Ontology annotation, cellular component: membrane.
AGUCGACUGGUGGCUGCCGUCGAUGUAAGACGUGUCGCUCAUCGUGAACUAUAGCGCGCGUAAACAACAUCGACACGAACUUCGACUUUUUUUAACUUCUUUAAUAAUCAUUUAAAAAAAAAAGUUUUUAUCAAGUGAAAAGUGUUUCAAAACUGUUGUUUUUUUUAACAAAGAAGGACGUGACUUUGAGUAUCAAUUUGUUGAUCAAAUAUUAACUGUUGUUCCGUCAAAACAUUAAAAUAAAAGUUUGAGAACAAUCGUUCGGUGGUUCUUUGCUGUGAUUUAUGCAUUGACUAUCAGUUUCCUGUGCGAUCGGGCGGAAGCCGAACUGAGUUAAGAAAUAGAAUUCCAGAGGCGAAUGACUCAAAUGCACUUUUCUACAUAAAUCCAGCUCAGCUCAAUCUAAAGAUACUGGAACAGUGGAACCGACCGCGGCGACGCUCCGAUAAUGGCCUCACUUCCUGAGCAGCUGUGACCCGAUAACCUCACUCAUCAAAAAUGUCUUAUCACUCGACUAUUCCCAGUCUCUCACUGACCGAACCGAUGCAGCUCUGGGACAGUUAUCAGUCGUGGACAAAACCCGCACGCAUCCUCACCUAAUCGUCUAAGCGUCAAAAAUACACUAAAAGUUUCCUGUAUGGGAUGAUGAGUGUUUGUCGCAAGUUACAAUGGGCGAUCUAUUCCCGAGUAUACCGAAGAGUACUUUCGCGAGUGUCACAGAGGGGGGGAAUUAUAGUGGGGGUAGAAUUCUGGGACUGGACGAGUACAGAUCGGACGCGGAGUUGGCUGACGUGGAACUGUUCAAGGAUUACCCGGAGCCUCUGCUGAGAUUCGCUUCGGCAUGCUGCGUACUUUUUAUGCUGGUCGGCAUUCCUGGAAACCUGAUUACUAUCAUCGCGCUCGCACGAUGUAAAAAGGUGCGAAACGCUACAGCGGUGUUUAUUAUGAAUCUAUCGUGCUCUGACCUUCUGUUUUGCUGCUUCAAUCUACCACUUGCUGCAUCAACCUUCUGGAGGCGAUCGUGGGCCCAUGGGAAAACUUUAUGCAGAAUGUUUCCAUUGGCGCGAUACGCACUGGUGGCCGUAUCACUCUUCACCGUUUUAGCUAUCACUAUCAACAGAUACGUAAUGAUCUCUCAUCCAAGGCUAUACCCCAAGUUGUACCGUCGUAAAUAUUUGGCGAUUAUGGUGGGAAGCACCUGGGCAUUCUCCUUCGGAGCCCUUAUAGCGACGUGGUUAGAAAAAUGGGGACGUUUCGGCCUUGACCCCUCAAUCGGCUCGUGCUCUAUACUUCCAGACCGCAAUAAUCGAUCUCCGAAAGAAUUCCUGUUUGUCGGCGCUUUCAUGCUUCCUUGUCUAGCAAUCGUGAUUUGCUAUGCGAGGAUAUUUUGUAUAGUACGCGACGCAGCGAGAAAGUCCCGGGCACCGGUUCGUCGGACCAGACCUGCUCUAGAAGAUUCUGCCGUUGGGUCGGCAUCGACAGCCUUAGAGCGAUCACCCGGACCGGAAAAUGGAGUUACGCACCACAAUCAUAAUUCGGCACCUAAACGAGCGUUACUUGCACCCCCAGCCCUACACUAUCCUCCAACACCAGGACCAGAACGGUCUUCCUCCUCGGGUGUAGAUACUCUAGAUGGACACGACGAAGAAUGCGCCCUCGAUGCCAAACCCCGAACCCCGAGCGGCAGUGAAACUUCGAAACGGCUCAAACAAGCUGCGACCGCUUUAAAAAAAUCGCCAGCCUCAGUGCGACCGCCUCGUCUAACAACCAAAGACAGGAAACUUCUCAAAAUGAUCAUGGCGAUUAUGUUAUCGUUUUGGGUGUGCUACCUACCAAUAACAUUGACGAAAAUAUUUCGAGAAUUCACAUCGCAUCCUGCCGCGAACAUCGCCGGCUACAUCCUAAUAUACCUAACAACGUGCAUCAAUCCUAUAAUAUACGUAGUGAUGUCCAGUGAGUACCGUCAGGCGUACAAGAACCUGCUUAUGUGUCGUCGCUGGGCGUGACGCUCACCCGGCGAUGGCGCAUCUGAAAAGCGUCCGCCGUGACUAGUCCUCACUCACUGGACUGCUUGAACAGCAUCCACGAACAAUGAACGCUACCGGCGCAAGUGUGUGUUGAAUUAAAAAAAAACUAUUUUCUAAAUAUUAAAGUAAUUUAUAUUAUGUGUAUGCGCGAACCUCGUUAUUAUAUAUGAAAUAGAUCGAUAAGGGACGUUCUGUGUAAAUAGAAUUGUGCGUAGCUACUUAUUAUGUGUAAUCGUGAACCGUCCGUGAUUAUCGCAAAUGAAAGGGUGAAAGCAAACACGAGAAUUCAAAUAAUAUCCUCGGGCUGUGUGACCAUUUGAUUUUAUAAAACAUCUAUGAGGGAUAGACUAAUGAACACUAUUCAUUACAAACUGAAAUCUAAGACAAAUCAUAAGACGUAAAAAAAAAAAUA